Heteronotia binoei (common prickly gecko) is the source of this 3776-nucleotide messenger RNA. RefSeq names its product actin related protein 2 (gene ACTR2). Gene Ontology annotation, biological process: Arp2/3 complex-mediated actin nucleation. The transcript has 9 exons. Gene Ontology annotation, cellular component: Arp2/3 protein complex; actin cortical patch. Lineage: Eukaryota; Metazoa; Chordata; Lepidosauria; Squamata; Gekkonidae. Bases 59 to 1243 code for a protein of 394 amino acids. Gene Ontology annotation, molecular function: actin filament binding. The record is from RefSeq and is a predicted model, not a curated record.
CUCCCCUCUCCUCAGUCCCCGCAUUCAUUCCUGUCAGUCGGGGAGUGGUGCGGCUGAGAUGGACACGCUGGGCAGGAAGGUGGUCGUCUGCGACAACGGCACCGGGUUUGUAAAAUGUGGGUAUGCAGGCUCCAAUUUCCCCGAACACAUCUUCCCGGCUUUGGUCGGAAGACCAAUAAUCCGAUCGACUGCCAAAGUGGGAAACAUUGAAAUCAAGGAUCUUAUGGUAGGCGAUGAAGCAAGCGAGUUGCGGUCCAUGUUGGAAGUGAACUACCCGAUGGAGAACGGCAUCGUCCGGAACUGGGACGACAUGAAGCAUCUUUGGGAUUACACCUUUGGGCCAGAAAAACUGAACAUCGACACGCAAAACUGUAAAAUCCUGCUGACGGAACCUCCCAUGAACCCGACGAAGAACAGGGAAAAGAUUGUGGAGGUAAUGUUUGAAACCUACCAAUUUUCUGGGGUCUAUGUAGCCAUUCAAGCGGUGCUCACUCUUUAUGCUCAAGGGUUACUGACAGGUGUCGUCGUGGAUUCCGGAGACGGCGUCACCCACAUCUGCCCCGUCUACGAAGGCUUCUCCCUCCCUCAUCUCACCAGACGGCUAGACAUCGCUGGCAGAGAUAUUACCAGAUACCUCAUCAAGCUGCUCUUGCUGCGCGGCUACGCCUUCAACCAUUCCGCCGAUUUCGAGACGGUGCGCAUGAUCAAAGAGAAGCUCUGCUACGUGGGCUACAACAUCGAGCAAGAGCAGAAGCUGGCCUUGGAGACGACCGUGCUGGUGGAGUCCUACACGCUCCCCGACGGCAGGAUCAUCAAAGUGGGCGGCGAGCGGUUCGAGGCCCCGGAAGCUCUGUUCCAGCCUCACUUGAUCAACGUGGAAGGGGUGGGCGUAGCCGAGCUGCUCUUCAACACCAUCCAGGCGGCAGACAUCGACACGAGGUCCGAGUUCUACAAGCACAUUGUGUUGUCCGGCGGUUCUACGAUGUACCCUGGGCUGCCCUCCCGACUGGAACGCGAACUUAAACAGCUUUACCUGGAGCGGGUCCUGAAAGGCGACGUGGAAAAGCUUUCGAAAUUCAAAAUCCGUAUCGAAGACCCGCCCCGUCGGAAGCACAUGGUGUUCUUGGGGGGUGCCGUCCUUGCGGACAUCAUGAAAGACAAAGACAACUUCUGGAUGACCCGGCAGGAAUACCAAGAGAAGGGGGUGCGCGUGCUGGAGAAGCUGGGUGUGACGGUCCGGUAAAUUCAGGGAGCCUCUUCCCGUACCUGGCUCUGAAGCUCGCAUUCCUUCCACUGCCAGCCUCUGAGCUGCUUCGCUUUUGACAGAAACAGGGAAAGCCUAUCUGUGCCACCUUUGACCCGAAAGCCAGGUUUAAAUUUUGUUCCCUUUUUUUUUUUUCCCUGUUCUGUUUGGGGAUUGGAUCACGUGCCUGUGUUUUUGAUGACUUUAAUCGGACCACUUCUGUGUCAGGAAAGCCAGAGCGGGUCAUGCAUGGCUUGUCUGUCGCAGUGUCCCUUCUGUGCAGCAGCUGGGUUAAUUGCAGUAGGCUUGUUCUCGCGUCUUUACAGUACUCCUCCUUGGCUUUUUGCACGUGGUCCUCCCCCGUGGGCGAGAAUCCCCGCUUUGCUACUGGUUACCUGCUGUCAUUUUGAAGCAGGGAAUUUUUGCUUCGCUGCCAGAUAACCUGCUGUCUGCAGGGCCUUUUUUCUUGUAGCAGGAAUUCCUUUUCAUCUUAGGCCACGCCCCCCUGAUGCAGCCAAUCCUCCUGGAGCUUCCAGUAGGCCCUGUACGAAGAGCCCUGUAAGCUCUUGGAGGAUUGGCUACAGGGGUGGAAUUUUAGCAGGAGCUCCUUUGCCUAUUAGGCCACACACCCCUGAUGCAGCCAAUCCUCCUGGAGCUUCCAGUAGGCCCUGUACGAAGAGCCCUGUAAGCUCUUGGAGGAUUGGCUACAGGGGUGGAAUUUUAGCAGGAGCUCCUUUGCCUAUUAGGCCACACACCCCUGAUGCAGCCAAUCCUCCUGGAGCUUACAGUAGGCCCUGUAUGGAGAGCCCUGUAAGCUCUUGGAGGAUUGGCUACAGGGGUGGAAUUUUAGCAGGAGCUCCUUUGCCUAUUAGGCCACACACCCCUGAUGUUGCCACUCCUCCUGGAGCUUCCAGUAGGCCCUGUACGAAGAGCCCAUAAGCUCUUGGAGGGUUGGCUACAUCAGGGGUGUGUGGCCUAAUAUCAGGGCUUUUGUUGUAGCAGGAACUCCUUUUCAUCUUAGGCCACACACCCCUGAUGUAGCCAAUCCUCCUGGAGCUUACAGUAGGCCCUGUACGAAGAGCCCAUAAGCUCUUGGAGAGUUGGCAAAGGAGUUCCUGCUACAGAAAAAGCCGUGGCCAUCUGUAUCUCUAAUAGCAACACUUGGUUCCUAUCUGAGGAUAUCCACAUCUGCAGAUCUGGGCCACGUCAACGCUAAACGGGUUUUUCUGCAAACUUGGGGGUCUAAUCGGUCUAAUUCCACCCCCCCCCCCCCAGUUUGCAGAAAAAUCUGAAAGCUUAAAAAAAGACAUUAGAAAGUUUAGAUUCCUGCCCAAAUUGCACUCUCUGCACAAGUGCAGAGAUUGUGUCUGCGGGAACAACAUGGAAAGUACAGUGGGCUCCAUGAGAAAGUGGAGGGUGGGAACUCCCCCCACUAGUUGUCCCCCAUGGAAUUCCCCCACACACACACUAAUCAGCCCCACUCAUCUCGCAGGCUGCACUAGUCAUUCUAUUCUCUGGGGGGCGGUUCGUCGACUUGGUAUCAUGUCUCGGUUCGGGACUGCGCAGCCAGUCUCCAAUACCCUUCCAGGAUACUUUGGAUUCUGCAGACACAAGUGAGCGGAUCUACAACGUGGAGGAAUUUCCCUUCGGCAGAAAAGGCUUUCUUGAGCCCUUUACACUGGAGGAUGGCUCCCUCCUCCGCCAGAGAAAAGUUCCUCCGUGAACAGAACAGAUUCAAGGGAACAAACGCAGGGCUUCUGAAAUCGAACGACGCCGAAACUGACUGUUAGUGUCUGAACCGGGCAGGAAAGUGGAGACGAAACAACCGACAGCUUCCAAAGUUCUCCUGAAAAGAGCAGCAAUUCCGUCGGCAAAAACAACCCCCCCCCCCCAAGUCCCUCUUGUAUUUUUCUUUUAAAUACAUUUCUGGCAGCGAUGAGUUUGGCUCUAGAUCGCUUUUCCCUCACAGGGUUUAUUUCCUUUGCCACAAUGUUCCCCCUCCCCCUCUUCUUUCGGUAUUACGAUAUCUUCUUUUUUCAUUACCAUCGGGUGUGUGGGUUUACGUGGGUUCUUUUUUUUUUUAGUGGGAAAUGUUAAUUACGUCACCUGGGACUGGAUUCCCUGCAUAUAAUCUAUUGGGGGAAAAAGUAAAUAUGUUCAAGAAAAGUCUGUGAAUAUUCUAAUUUACUGGUACAAUAUUACAAAAAAAAGAAAGAAAAAGUAGGAUUGUAUUAAAUUUCAAAACACAAACGUGGUGCCAAGUAAUUGCUAAUUGAUUUUUUUUUUUAAUAUAACUGUUAAAUGUUAUUUAAAAUCACCCAGAUAUUUAUAUAAGAACUGUCGGCAGGUUAUGAAGAAUAACCUAUAUUUGUAGCAGUUAAAAAUAAUAAUAAUCUUGGAAUGUAGACCUUGUAGUCGGCCGGUAGAUUUUGAAUAUUCGCCAGUCUAAUUUUGACUGGGGAGAGGAGGGUGCGUGAAAUUAAAGAGAGUAUUUGCAGUACUGUUUCAUUAAAGACAAGCGUGCUGUUGAAAA